Messenger RNA from Pyricularia pennisetigena, 213 nucleotides. RefSeq lists its product as uncharacterized. The record is from RefSeq and is a predicted model, not a curated record. The transcript is spliced from 2 exons. Bases 1 to 213 code for a protein of 70 amino acids. NCBI's taxonomy places the organism in Eukaryota, Fungi, Ascomycota, Sordariomycetes, Magnaporthales, Pyriculariaceae.
AUGACCGAGUUUGGAGAAGUUAUCUUGUUGCCGGCCAAGUCCGCAACCGAGAUUCGCCAUGAUCCCAGAAUGAAUGCAUCUGCCGUCAUCGACUUGGUGACAGAGGCUUUGUCGAGCGAAUGUGAGCUUGCUUUGAAGGACAUUCUGACCGACUCUCCGGGUGCGCUUCUCCAUGUUAGCUCGGCUGGCCACACGUUUUUGAUGUUUAGCUGA